AGUACUCGCUCUUUCCAACAGGCCACUUUCGAGAGUCAUCAGCUGCUUGACGAUCGUCACUGUCUUGUUGUUUUGUUUAUCUACAUAAAACAGUUUUUUUUGUUGGUUUGGUGAAUCUUGCAUACCAGUCUCCCUGUGCUGUUUUCCUACCGUAAAACUCAAACGGGAGCAAAAUGGCCUGCGGAACCGUUGCGGCACCCUUGAUGAUGCGAAUAGUUGCCAGUUCGAUUCAGAUAGCUGUGCGUGCUGGCCGUAUAAUCCGGGAUGUCAUGGCCAAAGGUGACCUAGGCAUUGUUGAGAAGGGUAAGGAUGAUCUACAAACCGAGGCGGACCGAUCGGCCCAACGAUGUAUUGUGGCAUCGUUGACGAAGCUUUUCCCUAAUGUGACUAUCAUCGGAGAGGAAGGAGCUACUGACUUGAAGGUUCCGGACGAUUGGCUUAUAUCGGAAGUCAAUACAGAAUUUCUCGAACGUAACUCAUGCCCGGAACCAUUGAAACAAAUAAAGGAAUCGGAUUUAGUUAUUUGGGUGGAUCCGCUGGACGGAACGGGCGAAUAUACACAGGGCUUCCUGGAACGAGUCACUGUUCUGAUUGGUAUUGCGGUCAAUGACCGCGCCGUGGGUGGUGUAAUUCAUCAGCCUUAUUUCAAGGACGACAAGGGACAGUUGGGUCGAACGAUCUGGGGUGUGCAAGGAAUCGGUGUUGGUGGAUUCACUCCUAAACAGCCUCCGGCGGAUCGUUUCAUAGUGACCACAACAAGAUCACAUUCCAAUGCGAUAGUGCAAGCUGCUCUGGAUGCUAUAUCGCCUGAUGAUGUCCUCAAAGUAGGCGGAGCUGGUUAUAAAGUUUUACAGCUGUUGGAAGGAAAUGCGCAUGCUUACGUGUUUGCGAGUGCUGGUUGCAAAAAGUGGGAUACCUGCGCUCCUGAAGCAGUGUUGGAGGCUCAUGGUGGAAAACUGACCGACAUACUGGGAAGGCAUUAUCGUUACAAUAAAGAUGUAAGUUUCCCGAAUACUAGUGGAAUUCUAGGGUCGGCUAAAGGCAUUUCCCAUGAUGAGUUACUCGGCAAGUUGCCAGACAGCGUAAAACAGGCGAUGAAUAAAACACAGUAGACAAUUCGUCAAUAGAAAACUACUAGUACAAUUAGUCAAAAGUGACAUUUAUUGACACAAAUAAAACCACACCUUACUGGUUAAACAUA
This is a messenger RNA of Malaya genurostris, 1201 nucleotides long. RefSeq names its product 3'(2'),5'-bisphosphate nucleotidase 1. The transcript is spliced from 2 exons. The record is from RefSeq and is a predicted model, not a curated record. Gene Ontology annotation, molecular function: 3'(2'),5'-bisphosphate nucleotidase activity. Gene Ontology annotation, biological process: phosphatidylinositol phosphate biosynthetic process. The coding region runs from base 174 to 1112 and encodes 312 amino acids. NCBI's taxonomy places the organism in Eukaryota, Metazoa, Arthropoda, Insecta, Diptera, Culicidae.